Dreissena polymorpha is the source of this 4255-nucleotide messenger RNA. RefSeq lists its product as uncharacterized. The record is from RefSeq and is a predicted model, not a curated record. The coding region runs from base 2588 to 4138 and encodes 516 amino acids. NCBI's taxonomy places the organism in Eukaryota, Metazoa, Mollusca, Bivalvia, Myida, Dreissenidae. The transcript has 2 exons.
UUUCAAGUUAAUUUGAGCCAGAGAUUAUAAUUGAAAAUUAUAAAUAAAUUCCUACAUUUUUUAACAAAAUUGAAACGUUCUUAAAACUGUUACAAAAUGUUUAAAAGCUUGCAUUUUAUUUAUCCAAUUAUAUAAUAAAUAACUGUUCAAUUAUAGAUAGAAAAUAAUCAAAUAGACAAUUUAAUCCUAACAAAAACUAAAUAUGUAGUCAAAAAAACAUUCUUUACGUCUCAAAAAUGUGUGCAAUAGAAACCACAAGCGCAAUAAAUCGAAACUGUUGUCAGAUGAUCGGAUUUCAAAAUAAUAAACAUGGUGUAACAUAGUGGCCUUGUAUAAAAAUAUAUAAUUAAUGUAAUUAAUUUAUGAUAAUUAUUGAGGUAAUAAAUGAGUAACAUUUUACAAACAUUUUUCCUGCAUUUUGGAGUAUCUUUUAAGACUGACACAGUUUUGUACAAACACUUAAGCUGCAUUAAGAAGUAUCUUUAACAGCUGAUGCAAUUGGCGAUGCAUAUGACUGUUAACUAUUGGCAUGCAUUCAAAUCCAGACAGUGAAAUGUUAAAGGUUGAACUUAUCUUACUUGAGAGAUAUCUUUGAUUAUAUGAAGGCAUCAUAUGCUGCAGUACUCAGCCAUGUUUUUAUUAUCCCCACCGAAAAAAAAUUCGGAGGGGAUAUAUUGGUCCUGUCUGAGCUUCUGUGUGUCCGUCCGAAACUUUGUCCAGAGCAUAACUCCAAAUCUAUUCAAUGGAUUUACUUUAAACUUACAAUAUAAACAGAUGGCAACUAGGAGAAGUUCAGUGACCAAGAACCAUAACUCUAUCUACCUUAGUUUUUGAAUUGUCUCCCCUUUUAUAUAAAUUAAAGUUAAUUUUUGUCAGGAGCAUAACUCUAAAUCUACUGAAGGGAUUUACUUAAAACUUGAAAUAUAAACAGAUGGCAACUAGGAGAAGUGCAGUGACCAAGAACCAUAACUCUAUCUACCAUAGUUUUUAGCUCACCUGUCACGAAGUGACAUGGUGAGCUUAUGUGACCGUGUGAUGUCCGGCAUCCGUUUUGUGUGCGUGCGUGUGUGCAUGCGUCCGUCAACAAUUUGCUUGUGUAGACAGUAGAGGUCACAGUUUUCAUCCAAUCUUUAUGAAAUUUGGUCAGAAUGUUUAUCUUGAUGAAAUCUGGGUUGGGAUUGUAUUUUGGUCACCUGGGGUCAAAAACUAGGUCACUAGGUCAAAAACUAGGUCACAUAAUAGGUCAAAUAAUAGAAAAACCUUGUGUAGACAAUAGAGGUCGCAGUUUUCAUCCAAACUUUAUGAAAUUUAGUCAGAAUGUUUAUCUAGAUGAAAUCUGGGUUGGGAUUGUAUUUGGGUCAUCUGGGGUAAAAAACUAGGUCACUAAGUCAAAUAAUUGAAAAAUCAUCAACAAUUUGUUUGUGUAGACAGUAGAGGUCACAGUUUUCAUCCAAUGUUUAUGAAAUUUGGUCAGAAUGUUUAUCUUGAUGAAAUCUGGGUUGGGAUUGUAUUUGGGUCAUCUGGGGUCAAAAACUAGGUCACUAGGUCAAAAACUAGGUCAAAUAAUAGAAAAACCUUGUGUAGACAAAAGAGGUCGCAGUUUUCAUCCAAUCUAUAUGAAAUUUGGUCAAAAUGUUUAUCUUGAUGAAAUCUGGCUUAGGAAUGUAUUUCGGUCAUCUGGGGUAAAAAACUAGGUCACUAGGUCAAAAACUAGGUCAAAUAAUAGAAAAACCUUGUGUAGACAACAGAGGUCGCACUUUUCAUCCAAUCUUUAUGAAAUUUGGUCAGAAUGUUUCUCUUGAUGAAAUCUGGGUUGGGAUUGUAUUUUGGUCAAUUGAGGUCAAAAACUAGGUCACUAGGUCAAAUAAUAGAACACCCGUCAACAAUUUGUUUGUGUAGACAGUAAAGGUCACUGUUUUCAUCCAAUCUUUAUGAAAUUUGGUCAGAAUGUUUAUCUUGAUAAAAUCUGGGUUGGGAUUGUAUUUGGGUCAUCUGGGGUCAAAAACUAGGUCACUAGGUCAAAAACUAGGUCACUAGGUGAAAUAAUAGAAAAACCUUGUGUAGACAAAAGAGGUCGCAGUUUUCAUCCAAUCAAAAUAGCCGCAAAAAGACCCAGUGAAAGCAUCGUGUUUCCGGCAGCCAUUUUGAGCAGAGAUAAAUUUUGUAAAUAAAGAUUAACCCCCACUUCAAAGAAAAACAAAGAGAACAGACGAACCAGAGAGGCACAACAAUACCACAACAUCUACCCACUACGCUGCACUGUCCCUUGCCCGUCCAUUGAUUCUUUCUUUUUUUCUUUUCUUUUUUCGUAAAUUUCUAAAACUUGUAGCAUUUUGGACGUCAUUUGGUAUUCCGAAUUAUUUUUGGCUUCUUCAUCGUAUAAAUUAAACAUUACCAAAUGACUAAUUAACCACCUUUAUUUACUUAUAUAAACUAUAUUGGGUUGUUUACCGGUGCGGUGCUUGCAUUUAGUGCUUUACACGUAUUAAGAGCUGUGCCAAAUAAAAACCACUGUGAUUUACACACACAUAACAUCUAAGAUUUCCACAAAACUAGCGUCGUUCCUUUCUUAUUUCAUUUCUACAAUAUGUCGUCCCACAAAAGAGCAUCCAUCUACCCAUCUAAGGGGCAGUGUCAAAACCUGACCCUUUUACUAGGGGAGGCACGUUCAGGGUCGGAUAGGCAUCACCUAUCUCAUAACACCAUGCCCUUUAAGUGCCUCCUCCAGUCAGCUGGAAGUGUAGCCCCCAUCAUGUCCCUUCUCACCAUUUUUCAAUUGGCCUCAGGUUUGGCGGGGGUACUCCCCGGACUAGUUGAGCGGGCGGUGCCCCUGGCGUCUGGCUGCGUGCUAUUGCAGCUCAAGUCCGCUCAAGCGCUUGCCACCCUCCUUUCUAGGGUUACUUUCUAUCUUGGCAAAGUCGCGGUCCGGGCCUUAUCCCCGUCGAACAUGAGGACGGUUCAUGGUUAUAUAGCAGGGAUCCCGGAAAGCCAGGACUUGAUGGAACUUCAGACAUCUCUUUCUUUUAAACCUGCGAUCUCUAUCUCUGAUAUCCUCAUCACUAAUUUGGAAAGGGUUGAGCCUUAUCGCCCUGCCCCACCUGGCUUUCCGAGACUGGUCAAAAUCUCUUUCUUAGCGUCCAUACCAGUCCCAAAUAAAAUCUUAGUCAAGGACACCAGUAUCACCCUUGACAUUCGUCCCUGCCCUGUCACACCUGCCCGUUGCUUCAAUUGCCAGGGCUUUGGUCAUAUAGCCAGCAGGGGUAAAUGCUCUAAUACCACCUCUUGCUGCCGCUGCGCCGGCGCUACUUGCCAAAGAAGGUGCACAAACAAAUUUCGUUUGUGCGCCAACUGUGGCUGCCAGCACUCCGCAUCCUACCAGGGGUGCCCCUCCUAUAAGAAGGCUAUCCAUAUAGCCACCUAUGCCAAUUUUUAUGGGGUCACCUGGUCCGAGGCGGAGAGCAGGCUACUUGCACCUGACACUGUGAGCCACAGCGUGGGCGCCCUAAACACCAUCAUCACAACCGGUUCCGCUUCUUCACCUAAACAUGCUCCCGGUUCUAUCUCGCCCCAAGCCGGGAGGACAUGCACCAAAGUUGAGGGGCUAGUGGGUAAGAGUACCCCCCCUCAACCUAUAAAUAGGGAAUCCCCCCCCAAGGUUACCUUUGUGGAACCGGUAACCAAACACACACCCGAUUUAUGCACCACCCCCCCUGUAUCGCCUAUCCAGGGGGAUCCACCCACUCAGAGACGCCCUCCUGUGGCUACCAGGGGGUCCUCCCCGUCCACCACGUUGAUCGACAGUGCUAGUGAUACCACCUGUAGUGGUCCUACACUGUCGGAUGACUCUAUGUUUGAUAUCACGGGGAGAGACUCUCUGGUGUCAGUGCACUCCAGUAUAUUGGAGAACCUUUCUAUCUCUGGUGUCUGUGAAAUAGAGGAGGAACCCCGAGUUAGUGUCCCCCCUAACCGUCCCAGAAUGGUCGACUCCCAGACAUCCCCAAUGAGCUCUCCCACCGACAACACCAGCAGACGUAACUCGUUUACUGGGGACUCAUUUAUUAAAAUCAAGGAUCCGCCAGCAACAGGUCCCACAUAUAGGAAAAUAUAUCUCAGUGAACUGGCGGGAUCUGGUUGCUGAGAUAAUAAAGGACCAGAAAAGGCCCACUGGGAGUCGAGCUAUAUCUUACAUCUAUAACAAAAUUGAUUCUUGAUUCAAAAAUUGCAGAGAAUCAAUAACAAAGGUCAUCUCCCCUGA